CAAAAGUAUUCCUGAAUAUACACACUUAAGCUUCAUUGCUUCAGCCAUGGAGAUAAGGUGUCCUCGGACAUGUCUUCUUCCUCUAACCACCGCUGCCGCCGUCUUCUUCUUCUUCGUCCCUCAGAUUCUCAUACAGUUUGCUUAUGCUUCCGAGAAGGGAUACACUCGACAGCCUCCCGGGCGCAUCAUCUUCACCAAGCAUGACCGGUCCGAGUCGGAGCCCCAACAGGUGCAUAUUUCGCUCGCCGGAAGCGACCACAUGAGAGUAACGUGGGUUACGGAGGACCACAAGGCGCAUUCGAUCGUGGAGUACGGCACAGCUCCGGGACAAUACACCACCAUGAUAAGAGGAAACCAUACUUCCUACACGUACUUCUUCUACUCCUCCGGCAAAAUCCACCACGUCAAGAUCGGGCCACUGGAGCCGGCCACGACCUAUUACUAUCGUUGCGGUGGUUCCGGCCCAGAGUUCUCCUUCAAGAUGCCGCCUUCCACCUUCCCCAUCGAAUUCGCGGUUGUUGGCGACCUAGGGCAAACGGAAUGGACCAACUCGACCCUAAAGCACGUCGAGAGCAAGGACUACGAUGUCUUCCUUCUCCCAGGCGACCUCUCCUACGCCGACAGCCAGCAGCCAUUGUGGGACUCAUUUGGCCGCCUGGUUGAGCCGAUCGCAAGCCGCCGACCGUGGAUGGUGACCGAGGGCAACCACGAGAUCGAGAUAUUCCCCAUCAUCUACCCCCACGGGUUUAAGGCUUACAACGCCCGGUGGCGCAUGCCCUACGAGGAAAGCGGGUCUGAAUCCAACCUCUAUUACUCCUUCGAUGUCGCUGGCGACGGCAUCCACAUCAUCAUGCUGGGGUCGUACACCAAGUUCGGCUCCGACUCGGCUCAGUACAAGUGGCUUCAACAUGACCUGGCCAAGAUCGAUCGCAAGACGACGCCGUGGGUGAUUGUGCUACUGCACGCGCCGUGGUACAACACGAAUACGGCCCAUCAAGGUGAAGGCGAGAGCAUGAGGAAGGCGAUGGAGGAAUUGUUGUGCGGCGCACGGGUUGACCUUGUCUUUGCCGGGCAUGUUCAUGCCUAUGAACGAUUUACUAGAAUCUACGACAAUGAGGCUGACUCGUGUGGACCUGUGUACGUGACCAUUGGAGAUGGAGGGAAUAGAGAAGGUCUUGCAAUGUCGUACAAGGAACCAGCUUCACCUCUGUCGAUGUUCAGGGAGGCGAGCUUCGGACACGGGAGGCUGAGGGUACUCAACCAUACACAUAUGCACUGGUCGUGGCACCGCAACAACGAGACCAACUCCGUCGUGGCCGACGAGGUUUGGCUAGAGAGCUUGAGCGCCUCUAGUACUUGCAUGGGUCAACAACCAUCUUCACUUAAGGAUGAACUUUGAGCACAAAACGAUGCCACGACAGAGAUCCUUAGGUCCAGCAUGGGUCAAAUUGCAUGGUUGGUGGGUGAUUGAUACGUUGGAAGGACCCAAGAAGUCUAGUCAAAUUGCAUGUUUGGCAAUCUUUCUUUCCCCUUUGAAUACCUUCUUAGAUACAGUUUCUUGUAAUUAGAUGGGAUUCGCCCUUUGUUAACGACACACAAAAAAUUCUCAAGCAAUUAAUUGGGUUU
Messenger RNA from Rhodamnia argentea, 1626 nucleotides. Its product is annotated as purple acid phosphatase 22-like. The transcript has 5 exons. Gene Ontology annotation, molecular function: acid phosphatase activity; metal ion binding. Bases 47 to 1399 code for a protein of 450 amino acids. The record is from RefSeq and is a predicted model, not a curated record. Lineage: Eukaryota; Viridiplantae; Streptophyta; Magnoliopsida; Myrtales; Myrtaceae.